Messenger RNA from Gloeophyllum trabeum ATCC 11539, 1080 nucleotides. RefSeq lists its product as uncharacterized. Lineage: Eukaryota; Fungi; Basidiomycota; Agaricomycetes; Gloeophyllales; Gloeophyllaceae. The transcript is spliced from 10 exons. The record is from RefSeq and is a predicted model, not a curated record. Bases 1 to 1080 code for a protein of 359 amino acids.
AUGUCACAUCUGUGGCGCUCAGCCUCACUGCAUGCCCGGCUGGAACGACUGGAUUACCUUGAUGGGCUCGGCCAGGCAUCGGGCACGCGCAUCCCAUGCCUUGUCCGUCUCGUCGCGGAGGGUGCUAAGGGCCCUGAUGGAGAAGCUUCGCAGGCUGGGGCCACUUGCGCUUCGAUGACUACUUCAGCGGUCGACGUCUUUAGUUACGUCGCAGGCGUCAUAUCACUCAUCGCCCUUGCAUAUACGGCCUCUCGUGGUUACCUCCCGAGCGUCAGGAUGAAGGAAUUGCAGGAAGUCCUGGAAGAUACAGAGAACAUCCUUCAUGGCGCCGUAGAGGCUGGAUAUCUCAGGAACCCGUGGUUCAUCUCUAAAGUUCGAUAUAAACUCAGCUGGCAAGUUGUGUCGCUUGAAGCGCAAGUCAGAUCAGCUACGCGCCAGAAGCCUCUGCGCCACAUCACCCUUGAAGGAGUGGAGGGAGCUAUUUGCAGGACUAUCACGGUCAAUAGCGAAGCAGCUCGCCGCCAUCUCGAUAACGAAGGCCAAAGUGACCCUACGUUGCAGCAGGAUUAUGCAGAAGUAGGAGGCGAAGAUAGGAUUGCACUCUAUGCUGAACGGGUUGAGCGUGCAAGACCAAGUCGCCGCUGUAGAGUCCCAGCCCGUUCGGCAUCCUGCCCACCCUCGUUGCAUAUCAAUAUCACAAAUCCCGUCACUCACCUCUGCGAGCCAUUAGGAGAAGGCCAAUCGCAAGCUCAAGCUGCUGAGCGCGAUUCCGGUAGACCGGAAGCACUACAUUACGGGACGGAUUCGGACGACGUAUCCGUCGCGAGUUUGUUUGAGCCGCCUCCCAUCCUCUCGGAUGAGGAGCCUGACUCAGUCCCUGGGCUCACUGUGAUUGGCAGCACUGCUUCAUUGAGGGGGUGCCGAAUCAUCUUCAAUAGGGCACGUUCCAUGGAUUAUAUGGUCGCAGAUACCGCAUAUUGUGUUGUUCCUGUGUAUGGCGGAACGGCGCCUGAGGGAAUUGAUACCGUCUAUGUGGAGAAUGCGCUCGUCUGUCAACACUCCUCCGACAAGCGCAUCUAA